AGAGAAUUGUAAAGAUUAAGAAAAAGCAGUUGCUGGCAACGACGUCGUGUGGUGGUGUUAUAUAGUAGUAGAGACACAAAUGAACAAAUUUUUAGAGGCCAAAGAAGGCAGCGAGAAGGAGGUAUUAUAAACGUGACUCAAGAAUAUAGGUGAAAGUGCUCAUAUAGCCGAAGUUACAACACUAGGCGCAACAUAUGGAAGGCUAUUCCUAAAAGUUAAUUCUCUGGUUGGCCUACGAGUUCAGCCACAUAGAGUGGUGUUUAAUCAGAGCUUUUUAGGCGAGGGCGUUGUUUACCAGAGAAAAAAAGCUAAUCAUAAUACGGAACUGGGAAAAAAAUACUGGAAUUUGCGCUAAUAUUAGCCGAAAAAAGAAUUGGUCAUCCAGCUUUAUAUCGAUUUAAGGCCAUGUCCAAUGGUGAAGAUGUUCUAGACAAUUGGGAAGAAAUAGACGAAGUUGGGCUAACUUCAGCUUUAGAGAAACUGAAAGCUUCCUGUUCUUCAGAAACAAACCAUACCGGGCACGAGACUACUACGUCAGUUAAAAUUCGCGCAAACAACUCGUUGGACUCCUUCAAUAACCCCACCGAGAAGGAUUGUUACAAGCCAGAAAACUUGUCGUCCGUGACGGCAGAUAUAACCGCAAUGAAGUUGUUGCAGCCUUCGUCAACGCAUGAUGCUACUGCAUCCAUUUCAUAUUCCAUAAAAUCUGGCUCUUCAUCAUCUGUUUUAGCAAAUCAGCCAUCUCUUGCGACACUGGAUGAUAUAACGACGACGUUCCAACCGGUUAUGAUGGUACUGCAUAAAUCGUCCGACGAGUAUCAGUCAGCCAACUACACUGCACCAAUAGCUAACCAAACGGUAAAAAUUCUAAGACGUCCAACACAAACGAAGGAGCCGCGUUCGAGUGUGGUGCGACCGAAACAGCCAUUGAAAUCGUUGAAACAAAGGGAACAGGAAUACGCAGAGGCAAGAUUGAGGAUAUUGGGUUCUGCCAAAAAUCCAGAAGAUGAGAGCAACGAGUGUGCUUCGCCUGCUAGCAUUACAAUGACGAAUUCAUCAUCUCCACCUGUAUAUCAAGCAACAUCAACAUCUCUGAGUAAUAUUGCAACCAAUGCUGCCUCAAAACAAAACUCGCCACGAAGUCAGAGUGGUCCAAACAUAUAUAGCAAUCAUUUUCAACCACAGCAGCAACAGCAACUUCAACCGACACCACAGCAAAUGCAAUAUCAACAAAAUUUUCAAUAUACUCCUCAAAACUUCUAUUAUCCGUUACAACAACAACAGCAGCAGCCAACUAUGCCACAUAAACAGCAAACUCCCGCUUAUAACAAUAAUCGCACAUUAAAUAUACCGCUAUUGAGUCAGAUACCUCAAGCACAAUAUCAGCAGCAACAACAACAACAGCCGCUUAUAAAGUAUCAGCAACAAUUCCUUCACAAAUCGCCAACACAGCAGCAUCAUCAAAAACAACAGCAACAGCAAAAUUGGUCUCCCGUGAUAGGCAGUGCAUCCUCUUCUUCUCUAAGGCAGCAACAACAACAGCAACAACAAGACAGCGUAGUGCGCUUGCCUAGAGGACCAGACGGCACAAGCGGCUUUCAAAUGCGUCGGUAACGAGUUGACAAAUCGUUUUCGUCGUAUGUUUGUAUCCCAUUUAUUCUUCGUCUUACUUUCCUUUUUUGGGUUUAUUUCGCCGUACACUUUUUUAAAUGAGAGCUAAUCAAGUAAAAUUAUUGAACUCACACUAUCCGAUUAAUUUUUAUAUUUAUAACUCGACAACUAUAUAUACACAAUCAACGUUUAAAAAAUUGUUUUUUUUUUUCGGCUCUACAGUUACAAAAUAACAUAAAUUUUUAAGCAAAAUCAUUUUCUUAUUUUGAACCACGAAAUAAAAAGGUAAAUGCACGUGUAACGGAGCUCGCCUCACCGAAAUUAUUGAAAUCAAUAUAUUUGCGGUUUUAAAAAAAUCACUUGCUACGCAUCUUUUGAAAAUGGAUCUUUGACUUUGAGGCUAUAAAAUGCUUUUAAGAAAUGCUUGAUGCAAAUCAAGAAAAUUAUUUUCGACGUUGCACUAUCCAUGUUAAUAAAAUAGUUUAUAAACCUAUUGUAUUAAUUACGAAAGACUAGAAUAUCUUGUUAUAUCGUAGGCAGCUUUUUGGGGAAUUUAUGCAAACUAUUCGAUAUCGUUCAUUAUUAAUACUUACGUUAUGUAUGCAUAUAAAUCAUAUAUAAUUCGCAUGUCAUGAACAAUCUGCUUUUCCCCAAUGGAACCUCGCCUCCUUUCCAUCUUGUGCGCUAUUCGUAUAAUAUAUAGAUUGGAACUACUGUCAAUAGCUAUGGUGCGUCGAUUAAAUCGAAUACUAUGAAAAUAAGCAGUAGGUGCCUGUUAAUAAAAGCAGGCCAUUGCAAAGUAUUUUCUAUGAAUUUCUUAUGAAGAAAAGAUCCGAACAAGGAUAUAAAAGAGUCUCUGAUAUUUAUAUCGAUUGCUUACAAUGUGGUCCGAGGUUUUAUCUAUCGCAAUUUAUAAUAUAUGUUCUUGAUGGAUUUUGCUCUACAUUAAUUCCCGUGAAAGAGCGGUCGUACAAUUCGCAAAUUUUAAAGCUGACGUUUGACUUAGCCGAGCUUGAUGUUUAAUGCUUGUGCAGGCUGGCAUCUAUCCUGUGGAAAAUGGUCGGCAAACCAGGCUUACAUCAAAUGGAUGCGUUUUAAGAAAUCAUAUUCGUAUAAUUUUUAGCGUCAUCAACAUUCAAAUGGAACCAGAUUCAUUAUUCAAAUAACGCCGAAGAUUUAUAAAUAAAAAGGAUCAGUUUUUUCAGGAUUAUGGUUUAUGAAAGACAAUCCCAAAUAUCUUAGAAUAUGGAAGAAAAAAGUAGUUACUUAGUGAAAGCGAAUGGACGUAAAAAAUAAGGAAUAAAUUGAAAUGCAAUUUCUUUUAUAUAUUUUCGUGUUAAAUUAACUAAAUGGUUUUGUACGAACGAAGGCGGCUAAAAUAUCUGAUGUGGUUUACCUAAAUAAAAA
Glossina fuscipes is the source of this 3018-nucleotide messenger RNA. Its product is annotated as nuclear transcription factor Y subunit beta. The transcript is spliced from 3 exons. The coding region runs from base 406 to 1614 and encodes 402 amino acids. The record is from RefSeq and is a predicted model, not a curated record. NCBI's taxonomy places the organism in Eukaryota, Metazoa, Arthropoda, Insecta, Diptera, Glossinidae.